AUGCAUAGGCCGGAACUAUGCGUACGUCAAGCCCCUCCUCCGUCUCCAACGCACAACAUUCCUAUUCCAUUUGCAACUACAAAUCCCAUGCGCCAUAGCGUACAACUCACUAACGCAAACAUCUACAAGGACAGGGACCACAUUACGGAGCUCAACAAUGUCCUCCCUAAACAACCCUUCUUCUUCCUCAAACCGUCCUCAUCCAUCCUACCCCCAAACUCCGGUCCCGUCCUGCGGCCCAAGGGCGUGAAAUUACAUUAUGAAGUCGAACUGGCACUCGUAAUUGGCAAGACUUUACGUGAUCUUGACCCAUUGAACGAACGAUAUGCAUUGGAUGCUAUAUCAGCCUACGCCCUCGCCAUCGACCUAACAGCCCGCAACAUCCAAGACUCCGCCAAAAAGGCCGGCCUCCCCUGGUCCAUCGCAAAGGGCUUCGACACCUUCCUCCCCAUCUCCUCAUUAAUUCCCAAAUCCCGUAUCACAGACCCACACAACGCAACCCUCCACCUCUCUGUUGACGGCCAGCUGUGCCAACGCGAUAACACGAACCUAAUGCUGUACCGUAUCCCGAGGCAGUUGGCGGAUAUCUCGAGCGUGAUGACACUUGAGCCGGGGGAUUUGGUGCUGACGGGCACGCCUAAGGGGGUGGGAGAGGUGGUGGGGGGCCAGGUGAUGAAGGCGGGUAUUGAGGUGGAUGGGGUUGAGGUUGAGGAGGGAGGGAUUGAGGUGGAGGUUAGGGAUAGGACGGAGGGGAGAUUUGAGUUUGCAGGGUUUUAA
Molecule: messenger RNA, 777 nt
Organism: Paracoccidioides brasiliensis Pb18
Exons: 2
Coding region: 1-777 (258 amino acids)
Cellular component (GO): mitochondrion
Molecular function (GO): acetylpyruvate hydrolase activity
Source: RefSeq, a predicted model, not a curated record